GCCACGGGCGGGGCCGGGAGCUGCGGGCCAGAGGGAGUAGUGCAGAGAGGCAUCUGUGUGUCCCGUGGGGCUGGGGACAGCCGGCAGGCAUGGUGGGUUACGACCCCGAAGCCAAGUGCGUGUCCACGGCGGAAGCGGCUGUAGCGGGAUCAGCGUCUGGCUUGGUCACUCGGGUCCUUGUCAGCCCCUUGGAUGUCCUCAAGAUCCGCUUUCAGCUCCAGAUCGAGCAGCUCUCCUCCAGAAACCCCGCGGCCAAGUACCACGGCAUUGUGCAAGCUGUGCAGCGCAUCUUCCAGGAGGAGGGCUUGACAGCCUUCUGGAAGGGCCAUGUUCCUGCUCAGUUCCUUUCAGUUGGUUUCGGAGCUGUUCAGUUCAUGGCAUUUGAGAGCCUGACAGAACUGGUGCACAACGUCACCUCCUUCAACACCCGUGACUCCUUCGUGCACCUGGUGUGCGGGGGCCUGGCUGCCUGCACAGCCACGGUCGCAGUGCAGCCUGUGGACACGCUGCGCACCCGCUUUGCUGCCCAGGGUGAGCCAAAGAUCUACUCCAACCUUCGCCAUGCAGUGGUGACCAUGUACCAGACGGAAGGGCCUCGGACUUUCUACAGAGGUUUGACCCCCACACUUGUUGCUAUCUUCCCAUAUGCUGGUUUCCAGUUCUUCUUCUACAACAUCCUGCAGCAGUUUUCCAAAUGGGUGAUUCCAGCAGAAGCAAAGAAUGGAGCCAAUGUUAAAAACCUUGUCUGUGGCAGCUGUGCUGGAGUCAUCAGCAAAAGCCUCACGUACCCUUUGGAUGUGGUCAAAAAGCGACUGCAAGUGCGUGGCUUUGAGCAUGCUCGGGCAGCCUUUGGGCAGGUACGGACGUAUGGGGGUUUCCUGGACUGCAUGAGGCAGAUCAUGCGAGAGGAGGGCCCAGGUGGGUUCUUCAAGGGCCUCUCUCCCAGCUUGCUGAAGGCUGCCUGCUCCACCGGCCUCAUCUUCUUUUGGUACGAACUGUUCUGCGGCCUCCUGUGCACCAUGAAGAGCCCCGAGAGCACAAAGAGGCAGGAAGGAUGAAAGGGACAUGUGUGGCUGCCUGCUGUUAUCCUCAGGAGGGGAGACUGCUCUGUCACGAGCAUGUUGGAAACGUCAGAGCUCCCAGAGCUCCCCUAGCCUGUGGGGAAUCACCUCCUGGGACCAAGCAGAUGGAGAAGGCAACUGCAGUUCUGCUGAAGACACUGAACUGCUUGGCAGGGAGCCGUUCAACAGAGCACUUUUCUUCUGUCUUCUGUCAUAUCAGUGCACAUUUAGUGGGGAGAGGGGGAACCAACAGACCACUCCCUAGCAAUGCCUGUGCUCUGGAAUGGCACCCGAUAAAGCAGGUGAAUCCCUGAAGCUUGCCCUGGAUCCCAGAGGAGGGAUUCUGGCCCAGCCUAGUGCUGCUUAACCAACUAAACACCACUUCCUAGUACUGCAUCUGCACAGUUUUAUUCCCUUGCUCUGUGCCUGCUGUUUGCACCAGAUCCUUGUCAUGGUGUUGCACAGGUCGCUCUGGUGUGAAGUCAGGUAAAGCCACAUUAGGGUACAAACCCUCAGUUUUCCUUUCCUUUGCUGCCAGCUGCUGCUGCUUGGUCACAGCUUGCUGGCUGAGCAUUUUUUGUCGUCUUCAACACAGUAUCUUCUCUGAUCAUGCUGGACUAGACUUCCUUUAACUCCAGUGACCUUGAUUGUACGCUGAAUUCCCAUUUCUCUUCCUGGGUGUCUGGCCAUACAUCUCUUAGAGAUUUGCAGUGCCUCACUGACACUUUUUUACAAGCAAACCUGCAUAUUAAGAGGGCCAGUCUGAGGGGAUUCAAUGCACAAAUCCAAUUUUUACUUCAGGGUUCUUUGCUUCAAAGCAGUGAAUAAACAAAUGCUGUAUGGAGUUAAAUAAUUAUUCUAAGUUGGAAUAAUGAAGGGAAAGUCCUGUGUAAACUAGUGAUUUUUUUAUCAUUAUUUAUUUAGUUGCACCUUUGAAUGUGUCUAACUAGUAUAUCUGUAGUGGCCUCAAAAUAUAUUUCAGAACCUCAGUCCUGCACUGGUGCUAGCAGAUGAAAAUGUUUUGACAAUAUUUGCUGAAGUGAAAGGAACGAACAUCAAAUGGGAAUUGGUUGGCUGAGCGUGGUGUUUCACAUGAGUGAUUAAAUUAGAUAGAAAAGCAUUUUUCUGGAGUUCGAAAGGUUUUAUGAGUGCUUACAAAAACUGACAAAACCUACCAACAA
This is a messenger RNA of Pseudopodoces humilis (Tibetan ground-tit), 2242 nucleotides long. It is a transcript of the gene SLC25A19, whose product is annotated as solute carrier family 25 member 19. NCBI's taxonomy places the organism in Eukaryota, Metazoa, Chordata, Aves, Passeriformes, Paridae. The record is from RefSeq and is a predicted model, not a curated record. Gene Ontology annotation, biological process: transmembrane transport.